UCCUACCGUACAUCUCCUGUCAUCUGCAUUCAUUUGGAGUUUUGGAUGAGUACAAUAUCCUAUAUUAUCUCCCACUGAGUGUACAGUAGCAUUUACAUGGCGGAGCAGUUGGAAAGUUGGCUUAUAUCUAUGAACAUCAUUUUCAGGUUUGUCAACAGCUCUCGCUUCUUACUCGAGAAACUAGAACUGCUUUUGCUUUUACAGUGACGAAAUCAACUCCAAAGCCUUUUAUUGCUUAAACAAAGAAUUUGCAAUAUAACAAAAAGCAAUUAAUUACAGCAAUAAGAAGCUGCAGUUAGCAAGAAUUAAGUAUGAACUACUUAACAAACGUUCUUUGUAGGCUGUCGCUCUUCACCAGUCCCAGUCUAAACCUAUAUACACCGCAAAAUGCAGACUGCAUUGUGUCACCGCUCAACUUCACCUCUCUUUCUGAUGUUUGUCGGGCGCCCAGUUGUGGUACAGAAGACGUGAUUGACCUUCCACAAGACGUAACUACUCUUGUGUCUGUCCUCAACGAUACAUCUCACAACGACAUCUGUUUACAGCCUGGAUGUGUUAGUUCAGCUGCUGAGAUCUUAUCAAACUUGAAUGAGAAUGUGGACCCUUGUGAUGACUUCUACCAGUUCGCCUGUGGUGGUUGGAUCAGCAAACAUGAUUUGCUCGAGGAUAAAGUGCACGUUUCCGUUCAUACUGAAGUUCAAGAUGACCUUGCACUUGCGCUUAGAGUUCUCUUAGAGAAGAAGUUGAAAGGAUCCGAACCUGAUUUCAUUCAGACAAUAAAAAGAAUGUAUGACACAUGCAUGGAUAUCCAAAAACUCGACAAAGCGGAAAAAGGGCCACUGAACAACAUUCUGAAUGAUCUUGGUGGCUGGCCGUUGCUGGAAGGGGGCAGUUGGAAUGAAAAUUCCUUCAACUGGAUUGACACUCUCAUUCAGCUCCGCAGAAAGGGCUACAGUCAUGAUAUCUUUUUAAAAUUCGUUAUUGCACCAGAUCAUAGGAACACUGCCCAGCACGCUAUAUUGGUAAGUACACAGAUUUGA
Stegodyphus dumicola is the source of this 1040-nucleotide messenger RNA. Its product is annotated as neprilysin-2-like. Gene Ontology annotation, cellular component: plasma membrane. Gene Ontology annotation, biological process: protein processing. The record is from RefSeq and is a predicted model, not a curated record. Gene Ontology annotation, molecular function: metalloendopeptidase activity. NCBI's taxonomy places the organism in Eukaryota, Metazoa, Arthropoda, Arachnida, Araneae, Eresidae.